AAAGAUGUCUCUCCGAUUCCUCCUACCGCUUGCAGUUUUUGUCGUGACAACGAAUGCCCAGGCAGAGCCCGGAGAACCCACUCUGCUACAGAAGCUGUAUGAAGCCAGGAGCUUCCGAAGAAACUGGCAAGAGGUCUCCGAAGCGUUCGGGUUGACGCCUUACAAAUGGGUCACUACCUUGCCCACGAACACAAUGGUGAAUGAGACAGCGUAUCUUGCCGGGAGUAAAAAUAUUCUUCUGAUGAAAUCCCGAGACAGGGACCUUAAGAACGAAGGCUUCGACAAAUCCACGACUCUGAUCGACUUCGAAACGGGGAUGGUUGCUUUCCGAACCAAGUUUCCCACCACUGGCGAGCUCCCUGCUUCGAUACAGGGGGCAGGGGAGCAAGCUGAGAUGACUAGAAGGGAGAGGAGAAGAAAACUCAGACAAUUUUUCGCUGGUAGAGAUAAGGCCUGCUUCAUUACAAAUACCGGCGUCACUCUCGCAGAUGCCAAGAUGGAGCUUCAAAAUCGUGUCUUAAACUCACCAGUUUCCACAGGCACGCCCAAACGAUUUGUCGCAGACGAGAUGAAUCGUAUUUCCACUGCGGAACUGGCCAAAUUAAACCAUAAAAUAGCUAAAUUUUGUACAAAAGCCGGGCAGCACAGUAAUAACUUCAGGCUUGUAGCAGAUUCAACAGCAACAACACACAAAGACAGUUUAGUUGUCAUGGGUCAAUUUGACAACACCCAGAGGACAAUGUCUGUACCAUAUGAAAUCCACAUAGAACAGUCCAUUAUCAACGGAAUUCAAACACCCCUAACAACAGUGGAACCGUAGAUGGAGGAUUCUAUGUUUAGAAUUCUAAUAAUGAACUAUAUGUGACAUUAUGCAUGACGGAAUCUCAUCUUCAUAACAACAAAUCGUUUUAAAGUUGCUGAGGUACUGUAGUACCUUGGUUUUCUUUAAUAUCAAUGUCGCUUUGCAUGAUAAAAUAUACCGUUCCUUACAUCAGCUCGACACAGUACGGAACUGACAAUAAUUUUAUGUCAUUGUAGUACAAAUAGCCCUGCAUUCAGAAGUACAUACGCAUUCAUUGUCAUAGCUUUCUCUCUUGUUGACUUCACAUGCCCAUAUUAAAGUCAGCAAAUAAAUCAAU
Molecule: messenger RNA, 1139 nt
Organism: Saccostrea cuccullata (small rock oyster)
Lineage: Eukaryota; Metazoa; Mollusca; Bivalvia; Ostreida; Ostreidae
Exons: 5
Coding region: 5-820 (271 amino acids)
Source: RefSeq, a predicted model, not a curated record